GUUCCUCCUUCCUUAUGAUACCGUCUACACUGUGCUUGAGGCACUACAACCGUGAGGGUUGAGAUGGUUAUUUAUUAACUUGUGCAAUAGAAGUUGGGACGUUUGUUUGGUGUCAAGGACUCCUAAAUUGUCGCACAUCAGGCCGUAUCAGACCUGUAUUUGAUAAGAUGUGGUCUCAGGGAUCCCCAUCUGAUAUUCCAUAACUGUCUAUACUAUAGAUUGGCAGAUUAACAAUGAAUAGUGUGAAACCUAUGAGUAGAAUAGUCAUUUUUAUACAUUCUUUCAUUGGACUAACUUCUAGACAAUGAAAUAAUACUGAAAUUAAAAUAUUCCCCAUUUUUCUGGGGGUCCCUGGAACCCCCUCAAGGCCCCCUGGGGGUUCCCGAAACCCAGGUUGAGAACCUCUGAUUUCGGGAAUGGUCUUUUGGAGUUACAAGCCAAAACUAAUAUCGGUCAUGUAUGAUAAGUUUCUAUUGUUGAAAAUUGGCAUUUAUUUCAUGUUGGACACUCAAGUCUCAAUAUUAGACUGUGAAUGUCAAAGAAUCUGUGUAGCAUAUCAACAAGAUACUUUAAUUUCAUGACAAGUGUAGAAGUGGAGAUGAUAAAUGUCACAGUCAGUGCUGACUGACGUGUGUAGGAUGACUCAAUCAGAGCCAAGUCAGUGAUGGUGAUUACCAGUAGCAGGUGGUCAGAGUCACAGUGUUUGCUUCCAUCUAGCGGUGAUAGCGAUAAAUGGCAUAUUGCUCCAAUGAGGAGGAGGCAAUGAAAAUAUGCAAUGCCGUUGCACUUGCUGAGACAUACCGAGAUUAUUAGCUCUUUUUAUCUGCAGCCAGUGUAACAUACAGCAGACCCUGUUUAUUUGUGUGUUGUAUUCACUCCCACUGUUGAAUUUGAACUCGACUGAGAAAGGUGGAGGCUGUGCAGAUAAAUGCUGUGACACCAGCAACAGGUAGAGUCGCUUUUACAUUCCUUAGCUUGUAAGACAACAACACGUUUGUUCCUAGUGGAAGUACGGAAGUUCCCUGCUGCCUGUUCAACAGCACUCAUGUCGUUUUAUAGUUGGGCAUAUCGAUGAGCUGAUUGAAAGGAUUUUGGAUCAGGCUUUUUUUCUUUCUUUUUUUUAAUCCGGGAAGUCGCAUCUGCAUUCAGCACCUACUCAUCAUGCCCGUCCACAGGAGACAGCCCAGUAUUGAACUGCUGGAAUUCAUGGGAGUGGUGAGAGAGAACGGCAAUGAACAGACAUCCCUUCCUCCUGUGCUCACUCCACUAUCAUACGACUAUGUCCUGGUUGCUAAAACAAGCGAUAAGCAGGAGAGAGAGGCUUUCAAGAAGCAAACCGAAUACAUUGAAGAACUCAAAAAAAAGAACUUGAAAGUGACAAAAAUUAUAGAUGACGAUCUAGUCUUCUAUGGGAUUCAAGCGCCUAAAGAGAUUUUCGAGAAGUACAGGUAUCUACUCAAAGUGUCUGAUGCCUGUAACUGGAGCUCGGAUCAGAACAUUGUGCCUCUCAGCACAAGGAUAAGGAUUGUCCACUUCAUCUUGAAUCACACCCCUAUCCGUACAGGAGAGGGUCUGCGGGAUCUCAUGAAGCUGAAGGUUUUUGAGGCAAGGUUCUGCUUGCAUGAGAAAAAGAAACAGCGAGAGCUGAAGGAGAGCUGGGCUCGAUGGACAGCCUGUCUCCAAGGGCAACCCAUAAAUGCUGUCAGGAACUACUUUGGGGAGAAGGUGGCCUUGUACUACCUGUGGCUGGGCUGGUACACGUUUCUGCUCAUCCCACCUGCUCUCAUUGGGGUCAUUGUCUUCCUUUAUGGCCUUGCUUUCUUCAACAGCUCACCACUCAUAAAGGAGGUUUGUGAGGCGAACACAGUCAUGUGUCCACUCUGUGACAAGAGAUGCAAAGUGUGGCAGCUCUCCGACACCUGCACAUAUGCGAAGGUGAGCCUGCUGUUCGACAAUAAUGGCACAGUGCUCUUUGCGAUGUUCAUGGCAGUGUGGGCAACGCUGUUUUUGGAAUUCUGGAAGAGACAUCGAGCUUCUUAUGUGUGUGAAUGGAAAGUGUCUGAUUGGUGUGAGGAGGAGGAGGAACUGAUCCUGGAAAUUGUGAACAAUGCCAACUGUGAACCCAAAAAAUAUAAACACUCCUAUCUGCGCAGCACUUUGGUUUUGAUCUGCGUUACAGUUAUGAUACUGGUGAUCAUUGGCCUGACACAUGCGUUGGUGGUGUUCAGGGUGAUCGCAGCAGUGCUCCUGACUGAAGGAUCAUGGGAGUUCCUCCGCAACCACUCCAACAGCGGAGCAAUGAUGCUGGGGGCCGUCUUCCAUUACUUCAUCAUCACUGUCAUGACGCGGGUCAACAGGAUCGUAGCCAUGAAGCUCUGUGAAAUAGAGAAAACAAGAUCAUUUGCUGCCACAGAGAAGAGUUUCACUGUCAAGAUGUUCACCUUUCAAUUCUUCACCUACUUCUCCUCGCUCUUCUACGUAGCCUUUUUCCUUGGCAGGAUAAAUGGCCAUCCUGGUGGUUAUGUGCGAAUUGCAGGGAAAUGGAGGUUAGAAGAAUGUCACCCUAGUGGAUGUCUCACAGACCUGUUUAUCCAAAUGGCGAUUAUAAUGGUUCUCAAGCAAACCAUCAGCAAUGUAUUUGAGUUCACUGGCCCCUGGCUCUGCAGGUGGUUGAAGAGGAGAAGAACCCAGAAGCUACAGAGGAAAUGUGCCCACUGCUACCUGAAAGAUGAAUUAGAGACCAAACAUGGAGCUGAACUGUGUGACAACUGCAAGCUUCGAGACUGGGUCAGCAACUACCGCCUCAAUGACGUGGACUCCUUCAGCCUAUUCAAUGAGUUUCUGGAAAUGGUGAUCCAGUUCAGCUUUACCACCAUAUUUGUGGCAGCAUUUCCUCUUGCUCCUCUACUGGCCCUCAUUAACAAUAUCAUUGAGAUACGCUUGGAUGCAAUUAAGAUGGUCACUCUGGAGCGCAGAAUGGUUCCCAAGAAAACCAACGACAUUGGUGUGUGGAUAGACGUGUUGGAGGCUAUUGGUGUCUUAGCCGUCAUUGCAAACGGGCUGGUUAUUGGUGUAUCUUCGGACUUCAUCCCUCGGCUGGUGUACCGUUACUACUAUGGCCCAUGUAGUAAUGGCACAGUGACAGAUAUUGACUGCAUGGUUGGUUACAUCAACAACACCCUAUCCAUUGCCCGAUUGGAUGACCAGAACAUAGACAACGAGUUUGCAGCUGAUCAGAUGAUGACUGCUAGUGGCUUGAAUGUCUCUUACUGCAGCUAUAAAGACUACAGGAGCAAUGAGGACUACAGUCUUACCCCACAGUUCUGGCUAAUUUUAGCUGUGCGCUUUGCAUUUGUCAUCCUGUUUGAGCACGUUGUCGUCAUAUGCAAGUUCAUUGCAGCCUGGUUUGUUCCGAGCGCUCCCAUGCAGGUCAAGAAUGACAGACUCUUUGAUAAACUCAACAGACUAAAAGAGGAGCUCAGGUCAUUUGAAGCAUGACAGCGUUCAAACACGUUAAUGGAGCAACAUUUUCCCUGAGAAGGAACAUGAACCCAGUGAUGCCUUGUGCAUUAAAGUGUCCAGACUGACAGUGUUGAGUGAGCUUCAAAGCCAUCAAUUAUCACUCUGAAGAGUUCAGAUAAAGGGCUCUCACUCUCUUUUAUUGUUUGAAGUCAGAUGUUAAGUGCUGGCCAGCUGGAUUCUCAUAUGGACGUUGAAGACAGACUUCUUUUCUUGGAGUGUACAGUAACUGAUUUUACUGACCAUGUCUGUCAUGAGAUUAUUCUUAUUCCUAUAUUAUUUUAAGAUUGCACUCAAUAUUUGUGACUUGUAUGUGUGUUUUUAUUGAAGGCCUCGAGAUAAUUUAUACUGCUACUGCACAUACAACACUGAUUGUGUAUUACUGUACGAUGUUGCCUUAUAUCGUAAAAAGCGCUGUGAUGAUUGUCAUUGUUGCAGGCAGACUCUUGACGGUGUCUUUUGUAAAUCAGACACAAGAAUGUUUUGCAUUAUAACAUUUUAUAUUAUUGAAUAAAUGAGGAAAGUGAUGUCCUCUUGAAAUGUCUUUUAAAUUUAAGUUUGUCGAUUAAAAAGAAGUGUUUAGAAGAUAAUUAAGAAAUAUUAAAACAUUUUGUAGUACAGAUUUAUGAGUAAAAACAUUUUGUGCUAGUGUAUUAUGCCUUUUUGCCUCAAUAACAGCCACAGUUAUUUGAGUGUUGUCUUCAGAGCCGCAGGUAGGCUACUAUUGAGGACACCAAGGUCAUCUCCUAAGUAUUGUUUUGUGGAAUUUGGGGGUUUAAUAAAUUUACAUUCUGUAAUUACACAAAAACACACACUGUGUCUUUUCAAGGCUGAUUUUUGUAUUUCUUAGACUUAAUCCUGUAUAUUUGUAAGCACAAAAUAUUAAAAUGUCUCUGCCAGAAA
Messenger RNA from Thunnus maccoyii (southern bluefin tuna), 4422 nucleotides. Its product is annotated as anoctamin-9. The transcript has 24 exons. The record is from RefSeq and is a predicted model, not a curated record. Gene Ontology annotation, cellular component: plasma membrane. Lineage: Eukaryota; Metazoa; Chordata; Actinopteri; Scombriformes; Scombridae. Bases 1162 to 3498 code for a protein of 778 amino acids. Gene Ontology annotation, biological process: chloride transmembrane transport. Gene Ontology annotation, molecular function: protein dimerization activity; chloride channel activity.